AUGGGCUUUGGUGGUGUGCUGGACGACAGCACCUUUUUGCAAUGUAUGGGAAGCUUUCGCCAUAUAACAGUGCAGGAUCAUCCAAAAUCGAUAAGAAACGGUGUGUUAGCAGUCCUCAACGAUGUGCUAUUUACUGCUCCACUCAUUGAAACUCUUCGUAUGCAUAGCGCUGAUGAAGUGAGGAAAGAAGCGAACACGUUCAUGUUUGUCUUUGGUCACGAAACACGUUCAUGGAUGAAUGAGCAACCGAAUUCAGGAUUAAGAGGGUCUCUGUCGGGUGAUCACAUUCCAUAUAUUUUUGGAUACCCUCUUGCAAAUUCAGAUAGGGAAGAGAAACUAUUCUCUGGCUUCAAUGCAGAAGACAGAGGGGUAUCCGAGGUUCUUAUGCAUUAUAUAGCGAAUUUUGUUAAAUCUGGUGAUCCAUCAAAACCAUCUUCGAUCCCGAAAUCGCUUCUUAUGGGUGACGCUUUUCACUCAACUGCAUGGCCUCAAUUUGAUCAACCUAAUCGAGAAGCAUACCUCGAAAUAACUGACCGUCCACGUGUUAAGAACUACUAUCGUAAUGCAAGAGUUGGAUUCUGGACAAGUUUAGUUCCAGCCCUGCAUUCCUCUGGAAAAGAAGGUGGAGAUGUACCGGAGGAACAUCAUCUGUUACCGGAUCAUUUUCGUAAGGACUCGUUUUUUGGGCGUGUCCGAUCUUUUGCACCAUUUGCAAAUCAUCCAUUUCCUGCACCUCCACUACCACCUUCACCACCGCCUGACAAUGUUAAAAAAACUACAACAGGUUGUCCUUCAUCGCCCCAUGAUAACAUGGAAGUAUCAUCCGGUCAGUAUAGCACGAUGCUUUCGGUUACGGUAGCUGUUGGAUGUGGACUACUAUUCCUUAAUAUUUGCGUCUUCUUUGGUCUUUAUCGUCAGUGCGAUAAAAACAAGCGGUCAAAAAAGAAAUUGCAACUACAAUACCAGACAUAUGCCUCUAAUCAAGCCACCGUUCCCGAUCAGUACAACAAUCUCAACUCACCGCUUUCGUUGAUGCCUCCUCCACCACCACCACCUAUUACGCUCAACUCAUCGACAGUACACACCGUACCCGUACAUGAGGAGAUUUUCGAUCGACCGAUGUUCGCGCCUGCCUCGUUAGGGACCGGAACGGACCCCGCCUCAGCGAACCUCGUUCCACGACAUUCGUUUCAGGAGCAGGAGCCACUACUUUCGGCAUCCCAUAAAGCAGUUCGGGCUGGAGUCUCACCGUCAUGUCCACGUCAUGGUCGUGCUGUUCUUUCCCUUCACCCAGGUCGAGGUAGUCUUACACCAUCCGGUAACGCUCCAACACUCGAAGAAAUUCAAGUGUAG
This is a messenger RNA of Necator americanus (New World hookworm), 1353 nucleotides long. RefSeq lists its product as uncharacterized. Bases 1 to 1353 code for a protein of 450 amino acids. Gene Ontology annotation, cellular component: plasma membrane; cell surface; synapse. Gene Ontology annotation, biological process: chemical synaptic transmission; presynaptic membrane assembly; postsynaptic membrane assembly. The record is from RefSeq and is a predicted model, not a curated record. Gene Ontology annotation, molecular function: neurexin family protein binding; signaling receptor activity. The transcript has 11 exons. Lineage: Eukaryota; Metazoa; Nematoda; Chromadorea; Rhabditida; Ancylostomatidae.